Messenger RNA from Pseudomassariella vexata, 379 nucleotides. RefSeq lists its product as uncharacterized. The record is from RefSeq and is a predicted model, not a curated record. The transcript has a single exon. Bases 197 to 361 code for a protein of 54 amino acids. Lineage: Eukaryota; Fungi; Ascomycota; Sordariomycetes; Amphisphaeriales; Pseudomassariaceae.
UCCCCCAAUUGAAACCCCCUCCAACGCUGCCAGCGUGUCAAGAUGCUGUCAUGUUCGCUAUUAUCGGAGAUGCAUGGAUUGGGGUGACGGACACCGAGGAGGUCAAGGCUAUCACCGUCCGCAUCACGGCUGACUGGACGAGUCACCUUCGGAAGGCGACCCCGGGAAGUGGCGGCUAUGGGCACGAGGCGAUGUGAUGGAGCCGGAACUUGGUCGGCGUUCGUUGGUUCGAAUUACCGUGUACGAGCAGAAGCAGAAGGUCGACCCACGGGCCGUUUUCUAUGCGCCAACGGCUGUUGGAAGUGAAGACUGGUAUAUUGCGCGUCAGGACGACUGGCUGACUCUGCACAUUGAUACUUAAUAUGUUGGAAGAGGUGCG